AUGAUUUCAUCUUAAAAUUUUGAAAGUGACCCAUACACCCUUAUUACAACUAAAAGAUAAAUAUUUAGUUCUGAAAAUGAAUCAAAUUUAAAUAAAAUAAAUAAAAAACAUUAUCUUAUAGAUUAAGAUGACAAUUUUAGCUAAGAAAAGUAAUUAAAUACAAUAUAUGAACAAAGCAAAAAUAUCAACUUUAUAGAGUUAAUCUAAUCUAGAAGUUCUAUGAUUCCGACCGUUAAAGUUUUAUCUCCAAGAAAUGAAUAAAUUUUGUAAAAUGAAGAUGGGUUUUAUUUUUAAUCUAGUAUGCAUCUUAGUGAAGGGUAAAGUAUUUUUUUUAAUUGAGAGUUUGAAUAAAAUUUGGUAGAAUGGAGGAUUGAAAAUUAUAAAAUAUGUUGCUAGAUUCAUUUACUAAUUGAAGACUAAAGCAGAUAAACUAAAAAUAAAAUUAAUGAAUGAAGAGAUAUUUAUGAAAUUAGGGGAUAAAAGUGCUGAUUUUUAAAAUUUUAAGAGAGGAAAUUAAAAGUAAAAAUUAAAUGGUUUAUUAUGUCAAUUUUUUAAUAAAAUAAUUUUCUAAACUAUUUUUUUUUGGAAUUUAGUAAGCCAAGGUUUAAAUAAAAUAGCAAUCAUUUAUCCUGAAAGUACAUUUAAAAUAAUUUGGGAUACAGUAGUAGUUUGUUUCAUAGUUAUAAAUAUAUUUUUUAUUCCAAUGAGUCUAAGCUUUGAAUUGGAUAAAUCAAGUCAAAUAUCUACAUUGUUAUUUGAAACUAUUCCCAGUUAUAUUUUUAUUGUAGAAAUUCUUCUAAAUUUUAAUACUGCAUAUUAUAGUUAAGGAAUUAUUCAUACAAAUCGAAGUGAUAUAUUUUUUCAUUAUAUAUCUAACAAUUUUAUUUGGGAUUUACUAAUAGCAAUACCAUUUAUUUUAGCCUAAUUUAAUAUACCUUAUAUAUAAUUCAUUUUGUUAUUACGUAUAGCAAGAGUGAGAUCAAUGAUACAGAAUGUAGAAGAUCUUUUAAAUGCAAAAGAAGAGGUUUAAGCAGUCAUGGAAUUAGGAAAAUUAGUAUAUUUUUUGGUUUUAGUUGCUCAUAUGUGUAGUUGUGGUUGGCAUCUUUUGGGAAGAAUUGAAUAUGAAGUUUAUUAAGAUGAGAAUAGUUGGUUAAUUUUUUAUGGUCAUUAUAAUCAAUAAUGGUAUGAUAGAUAUAUUGUAUCUUUAUAUUGGAGUGUAAUAACAACUUUAACAGUGGGUUAUGGUGAUAUUGUUCCUUAAACUUCAAUUGAAAGACUUUAUGUAGUUAUAGUAGCUAUGGUAUUAUGUGGAGUUUUUGGUUAUAUCAUUUCAACUAUUGGAGAAAUAUUAAAAACUUUGGAAGAAAGAAAAGCUUUACUAAAAAAGUCUAUGAAAAAAGUCAAUUAAUAUAUAAAAUAAAAGAAAUUAAAUCUAUAAUUAUCCCUUAAGGUUAGAAAAUAUUUUGAAUUUAAACAUCAAAUAGAUGAAUAAUUAUAAGAAUAAGAUGAUGAUUCUGUUUUAAAUAAAUUAAGUGGUUCAUUAAAAUAGGAAGUAUUAAUUGAUAUAUAUAAACCAAUAUUAAUGAAAUCCAAAUUCUUAAAAGAGAAUAUUCCAGAAAAUCUAAUAAACAAUUUGUGUUAAAAAAUAAAAUAGGCGACUUUUGCACCAGGGUUUGAUUUAGUAAAUGUUUAUGAUCCAGCAACAAAAUUAAUAUUUAUUUUAGAUGGUUAAGUUAAUAGUUACUUUAUCUCUAAAGGACUUGAAGUUCUCUAGAAAAAUGAAAAAGAAUCUAAUUCUGUAAUGAUGUAAAAAUAAUAUUAAAGAGGAGAUAUAAUUGGAGAAUAAGAAUUUAUUAUUAAUUCAUCUUAUUAAUUUUAUUUCAAAGCUUAAACAGUCUUAUCAAUUGUUUACAUUGAAAGAAACGAUUUUUUGUAGAUUAUUUAAGAAAAUGAAGAAUGUCGAUAAAAAUUCUAUUAAUUAAAGGAUAAAUUAACAUAUUAAAAAACAUAUGGUAAAACUUGUGAUGUUUGUAAAUGGACUCAUAGAUAUAAAGAUUGUCCUUUUGUAUUUUAUUAAACUAAUAUUUAUAAAAUAGCAAGAAAUGCAAAUAUAGACUACAAUCAAACAAGAAUUAAAUUUGAUAGGGAAUUAAGGUCAAGAUCAAAAUUAUAAGAUUAUCAAAAUAUAUAAAAUAAAGGAAUUGAUUUUAUAUUAAAUUAAGGAUAUUUAAAUGAAGAGUAAAAAUACAUAUAUAAAUUUAGUUAAUUAAAUGAAUCAUAUCUUGUUAAAUUGGGAUUUGAAAUUUAAGGAGGAUUUUUAGAGAAAUCUAAUUAAUCUUAGGAUAGUUAAUCAUAAGAUUCACAUUAGCCAGAUAGUCACUCUAUUGCUCCAAGAAAAGGAUCUUCAUAGAUUGAAAAAGUUAGAACAAGCUUUAUGAAUUAGAAGUUUAAAACUGGAUUAGGUUAAUAAAAUGUAAAUCUACUCAAAAAUUAAAAUUAAGAUGAUGAUUCAAAUGCAGCUCUCUAAAAUCUUCAUAUUUAAUUAUAAAGAAAUACUGAAAAUGAAUUAUAAGUUGAUCUUAGAGAAUAGGCUCAUUCAAUUGCAAAUUCCAACCACUAUAAUCUUACUAAUAACACAAUAAAGUAACUUCAAAGUCCUUAUUCUUAAAGUAAUUUAAGAUCUUCAGUUGUAAAUCAAUUAGGUAAAACUGAAACUUCAAUGCUUUUAAAGGGUAAUACAAAUUAAUAAUAAAAUAUUCAUCAUUCUACAAAAUUAACAAAUAAUAAUUAUUAUGUAGAAAAUGAAAUUGAGAAGAAUUAAUAAUAAACUAAUAAUACUAUAUCUUUCAUUCCAGAAAUAGAUAUUGAUAAAAUGAAAAAUUAUGAUUUUUAUUUUCCAUAGUUUAAUGUAGUUAAUGUUUUAGAGAAUUUAAAAAAUUAUCGUUAACAUUAAUUUAAUGACAACAAAAAGAGAAAUAUAAAAGAAAAACUAAAAUCAAUCAGAUUAAAUAAAUCAAUGAAUAGGGUGCUAAAUUCAUCAUUCAGAAAUAUAGAUGAAAGUAUUUGA
Messenger RNA from Paramecium sonneborni, 3067 nucleotides. The record is from the annotation of a GenBank genome assembly. Lineage: Eukaryota; Ciliophora; Oligohymenophorea; Peniculida; Parameciidae.